UUCAGUGCAAGCUCUGAAAACAAUAACACCAAUUAUACCCUAUCAAGGGGAUAAUGGCCAGCAUACUCUGAGGAAAGAUGUGGCUGGCAUCCAUACCAGAAACAGCCCUUGCACCAAAAAUAUUGAACUCACACAAUAUUGAACUCUAUUGAACAAAUAUUUAACUAUACACAGGGAUGCUCCCACAUAAAAACACCCCUUCAAGAGGAGACUUUGGUCAAGGCUCCCACCCACCCUCUUCCUCUCUCUCCCCUCCGGGGACCACCAGGCGCCACGCUGCGAACGUAAUAGCUCUUCAAGUCUGCAAUGAAAAAUGGCCUCCAAUAAAACUACAUUGCAAAAAAUGAGAAAGAAACAGAAUGGAAAGAAUAAAAAAGUUGAAGAGGCAGAACCUGAAGAAUUUGUAGUAGAAAAAGUACUGGACCUACAUGUAGUGAUUGGGAAGUUGGAGUAUUUCCUGAAGUGGAAGGGAUUUACAGAUGCAGACAAUACUUGGGAACCUGAAGAAAAUUUAGAUUGUCCAGAGUUAAUGGAAGCAUUUCUUAAUUCUCAAAAAGCUGGUAAAGAAAAAGAUGGAACAAAAAGAAAAUCUUUAUCUGACAGUGAAUCUGAUGAUAGCACAUCAAAGAAGAAAAGAGGUGCUGCUGAUAAACCAAGAGGUUUUGCCAGAGGUCUUGAUCCAGAACGAAUAAUUGGUGCCACAGACAGCAGUGGAGAAUUAAUGUUUCUCAUGAAAUGGAAGGAUUCAGAUGAGGGGGACUUGGUGCUAGCAAAAGAGGCAAAUAUGAAGUGUCCUCAAAUUGUAAUUGCUUUUUAUGAAGAGAGACUAACUUGGCAUUCUUGUCCAGAAGAUGAAGCUCAAUAA
Molecule: messenger RNA, 865 nt
Organism: Hippopotamus amphibius kiboko
Lineage: Eukaryota; Metazoa; Chordata; Mammalia; Artiodactyla; Hippopotamidae
Product: chromobox protein homolog 3-like
Exons: 1
Coding region: 314-865 (183 amino acids)
Biological process (GO): negative regulation of transcription by RNA polymerase II; chromatin organization
Cellular component (GO): nucleus; pericentric heterochromatin
Molecular function (GO): chromatin binding
Source: RefSeq, a predicted model, not a curated record